This is a messenger RNA of Gopherus flavomarginatus (Mexican gopher tortoise), 1636 nucleotides long. It is a transcript of the gene DCPS, whose product is annotated as decapping enzyme, scavenger. Gene Ontology annotation, cellular component: P-body; nucleus. The transcript is spliced from 6 exons. The coding region runs from base 21 to 1013 and encodes 330 amino acids. Gene Ontology annotation, biological process: deadenylation-dependent decapping of nuclear-transcribed mRNA. Lineage: Eukaryota; Metazoa; Chordata; Testudines; Testudinidae. Gene Ontology annotation, molecular function: RNA 7-methylguanosine cap binding; hydrolase activity. The record is from RefSeq and is a predicted model, not a curated record.
ACGCACUCUGGUUGCGGCGCAUGCGCACUCCCCCAGCAGUCACAGUGAUGGCGGAGGGCGCCGGCGCGAAGAGGAAGUGUGAGAGACCGGAGGAGUUGGCCGAGCCCGCGGGGGGCGACGGCGGCUCAUUCCCCUUGGCCGAGCUGUGCGUACGUAGGGUGCUCAGGGAGUCUGCGCGGGACAAGACCAUUUUCCUGCACGGGCAGGUGAAUGGAGCCUCUGGCGAUGCAAAGGAUGCUGUAGUGAUCCUGGAGAAGACUCCCUUCCAGGAGGAAAGCAUCUCCGAUCUGCUGAAGAAACACACGAGGUUGAAGCUCCAGAUGUCCAAUGAUAUCUACAGCACCUACCACCUGUACCCACCUCCGCAGCUGAGUGAGAUAAAAACCACCGUGGUGUACCCAGCCACUGAGAAACACCUUCAGAAAUAUCUGCGCCAAGAGGUGUAUCUCAUCCGCGAGACUGGGGAGGAUUACAGGAACAUUACGCUGCCCUUCAUACAAUCCCAGAGCUUCAGCAUCCAGUGGGUGUAUAAUAUCCUGGAGAAGACGGCUGAGGCUGAUCGAAUAAUCCACGAAAACCCUGAUUCUUCCAGUGGUUUCGUUCUCAUUCCAGAUUUUAAAUGGAAUCAGAAACAGCUAGAUGACCUGUACUUGAUAGCCAUCUGCCACCGUCGGGGGAUAAAGUCACUGCGAGACCUCACCGCUGAGCACCUGCCUUUGCUGAGGAACAUCUUGCACGAAGGGAAGGAAGCCAUAUUAAAGCGCUUUGGCGUGGCUGGCUCUCAGCUGCGGAUUUACCUGCAUUACCAGCCAUCCUACUUCCACCUGCACGUGCAUUUCACCGCUCUGAGCUACGAUGCACCAGGCUGCUCAGUGGAGAGAGCUCACCUCCUGUCGGACGUUAUUGACAAUCUGGAGCUCGACCCCCAGUACUACCAGAAGCGUACGCUGACCUUUGCCCUCAGGGCGGACGAAGCCUUGCUGAAGAAAUUCCAGGAAGCAGGCAAAGUUUGAGAUCUCAAGGACUGGAAGUGCGCUGGUUUUCUACCUUUUUACGUAUGGAUUUUUUUUAUUGUCUUUGACUUUUUUUUUUAAACUCAAUUUUGUAAGACUCGUGAUUGCGUCCCCCUCACCUUAGUAACCAUUCCCUGCAUUUCUAUCAAUAAAAUGUUGAGCAGAGACUGUUCAUUCAUGUGUCCCAUGGAAUCAUGUCCUCUGUGCUCUGUGGAAAGGGGCACCUAACUUUUCUGACAAACUAGAAGCUGGUGGGCCGAUUCACAGGGCAGUGGAUCAAAUAAAGCUCCCAACGCAGCAGAAUUUCAGUCCUUUUCUUCGGAGAUGGUUUAUUUCUGUAAACCAGAUCCUGUUUUCCUGGCCCCUUUCCAGGUCUUUUCCCCUGACCCCAGAGUCACCUGCAGGGCUUUCUCCAACAGAGGUGCACUGUUGAUCUUUAAUCUAAGGACCAUGUAACCCAUAGGCUAUCAAUUGAUCCCUGGUCUCAGACCUAUCACUUAGGACAUAGGCACCGGCUUCCUCCCAGCAGAGGGAAGACGCUGGAGGGAGUGGGGGAAGCUGGCUGCCAAUGAGUGCUAAGCACCCACUAAUUUUUUUCCGACUUUUUGGAGCAUGAGCUUUCA